This is a messenger RNA of Angiostrongylus costaricensis, 417 nucleotides long. NCBI's taxonomy places the organism in Eukaryota, Metazoa, Nematoda, Chromadorea, Rhabditida, Metastrongylidae. The record is from the annotation of a GenBank genome assembly.
AUGGAAAGGAAAUCGUCAAAUACACUUUGGGCCGCUUGUCGUGCAGUGGUUUUUGGAUGCAUUGUGAUCGUCAUUGGAUUGGCGAUGACGGUUCUCGGAUACUUCGAUAAACAGUUCUCCGAGAGAAUGGAAGUUGUCGAUGGUUCUAUAAUCGUCUAUCAUGAUCGAGUAGUUCAAUAUCAACUAAAAAGCAUGCAGUAUUUGGGACCGAUACUGAUGGGUAUUGGGACGUUUAUUCUUAUUAUUGCAUGUGUUGUUACAUUAGAAAGCAGAGAUAAACACGCUCAGGUAUGCAAACACGAGGUGCUAUUUUAUUUCUUUAUUUACGUACAAGCUGACGUUUCGGCGGAUUUCACCUUCAUCAGAGCCUGGAAAGGUCAAGUUGAUAGCAACCUAUCCGACCAAACACCUCCAUAA